AUGAAAAGGUCGGUCUCCAGAGGCGCCAGUGGCUUCCACCUGUUUUGGUACAGUCGGCGACCAAAAAGAAAACAAAGACCAAGCGCCCAGGAGGUGAAGUUCGACAACAUCACCAAGCGCAUCCGGACUCUUUGCGGUGGCCUGGACCCACGUUUUAUCGACCCGGUGCCCGUGACGCAGAAGGUGGUGGAAGGCUUCUAUAAUGGCAUCAAGACCGCAGAGGUUGACACUUUGGCGGCUGAGACCUGCGCGUAUAUGUCUCAGAAGCAUCCAGACUUCUCCACUUUGGCCGCCCGCAUUGCGGUGUCGAACCUGCACAAGAACACCUCGGAUUCCUUCGCCGAGACCUGUCGGAUCCUCUUCCACUUCGUGGAUGCGCAAGGGCGUGAGGCUGGAUUGCUAUCCCAGGAGGUCUUCGACUUCGUCCAGAAGAACGCAGGGGAAUUGGAUGAGGCGCUCGACUACGACAGGGAUUUGGGAUACGACUACUUUGGUUUCAAGACGCUCGAAAAGUCCUACCUGCUGCGCGUGCACGGGAAGAUCGUCGAGCGCCCUCAGCACAUGAUCAUGCGCACCGCCUGUGAGAUCCAUUGCGGGGAUCUUGCCAGCGCUCUUCAGAGCUACGACUUGAUGUCCAGGAAGUUCUUCACGCACGCGACGCCGACGCUCUUCAAUGCCGGGACUCCCAAGCCACAGAUGUCGUCCUGCUUCUUGCUGAAGAUGAAGAGCGACAGCAUCGACGGGAUCUACGACACCUUAAAGCAGUGCGCGGUGAUCUCAAAGUCCGCCGGUGGCAUUGGUGUUGCAGUGUCCAACAUCCGCGCCAGCGGGUCCUACAUCCGCGGGACCAAUGGGCAGAGCAACGGCUUGGUGCCGAUGCUGAAGAACUUCAACGAGACGGCCCGGUAUGUGGAUCAGGCAGCUUGUCACCCUCCACAACCCGCCUCCGUCCAUUCGGUCGUGGCACCAGUCGAUGGCUCGGUCGUGGAGCGCGAGACUCGGUCUGCGUCGCCCGCCAUGGCGACGCCCAGCGACGCGGAGCUCCCGACGGUGGCGCUGAUCACGGGCGCCUCACGUGGCUACGGCCGUGCCCUCGCUGAAGCUCUCUGUGCCGCCCGUGGCGCCCCACUGCGCUUGGCCUUGCUCGCGCGCGACGGGCCGGGCGUAGAGGAGACGGCGCGGCGGUGCUGCGAGGGACGCGGAGGCCGCGUCCAGAGCAAGCAGUUUCUGGGAGAUUUGGGUCGAAGCAACGAGAUGGUCCAGUGGAUGGAGCCGGUCUUGGACUAUUUGGCCCAUGCAAUUGAGACCGUAUCGUGCACGGAACCAGGUGCCAAAUGUGAGCUCUUGAUCCUGCACAAUGCAGGCAGCUUGGGCCGGCUGGCCUACAGCCAUGAGCGGCCCGCACUGGAGGCCUCGAUCGGAGCAUUGGAUUUGAACGUCACUGGCUUUGUCGUGCUCAGCCAGAUGCUCUUGCAGCGCUUUGCCCCGCAGGUGAGACGGCCAGAGAAUGCCCUGCGAAUUGUGGUGGUGAAUAUUUCCAGCUUGUUGGCGCUGCAAGUGAUGCCCUCCUGGUCUUUAUAUGCCACCGGCAAGGCCGCCCGCGACAUGUACAUGCGCACCUUGGCGGCCGAUGCACAUGCGGCGCAGUUGGAGGUGAGAACCUUGUCCUGGGCCCCCGGACCCAUGGAGACCGAGAUGAUGCAGGAGAUCUUGAGGACCUGUCCUGAUCCAGAAGUUCUCAAGCAGUUUCAGGAGAUGCAGCACAAAGAUCGUCUCGUCAGCUUGUCGGCCAGUGCAGAGAAGCUCAUGAAGCUACUGAAGGAAGAUUCAUUUCAGGAUGGAGAACCGUGCUCUCGACCGAGCGCGUGCGAGCGCCAGCGCCGGGUCGACCCGGCCGUGGCGGUGCAUGACCCGCGCCGAGCGACCGAGCCGGCGGAAAAGACGUCUCUCCGGGGCAUCCAACCGGUGGAUCCGCAAGGAACGCUACGCGUCGGUGGAGGCAAGCGCAAGGGUGCUCUGGCGGUGUAUUUGGAGCCCUGGCAUGCGGACGUCUUCGAGUUUUUGGAGCUGAAGAAGAACCAUGGGAAGGAGGAGCAGCGAGCAAGGGACUUGUUCUACGGCCUUUGGGUCCCAGACCUCUUUAUGAAGAGGGUGAAGGCGGACGAGGAGUGGACCUUGUUCUGCCCGAACGAGGCCUUUGACGAGAAGAGCGGAAAGACACUGAUGGACCUUUGGGGCGAGGACUUCGAAGAGCUCUACUGCCGUUUGGAAGCGCAAGGCAAAGGACGGAAGACGGUGAAGGCGCUUCAGCUGUGGUUCCGCAUUUUGGAAGCGCAGAUGGAGACUGGCACGCCUUACAUGCUGUACAAGGAUCAUGCCAACAGGAAGUCCAACCAGCAGAACUUGGGCACCAUCCACUGCAGCAACCUCUGCACCGAGAUCAUCGAGUACACCUCGCAAGAUGAGGUGGCUGUGUGCAACUUGGCCUCCAUUGCAUUACCCAGCUUCGUGGCAGAGGAGGGUUAUGACUUUCAGAAGCUGUAUGAGGUGACGAAGGUCGUGACCCGAAACCUCAACAAGGUCAUUGACCGGAACUACUACCCGGUGGAGCAGGCGCAGCGCUCCAACAUGCGUCACCGACCCAUCGGUCUGGGCGUUCAAGGUUUGGCAGAUGCUUUCAUGAUGAUGACGCUUGGCUGGACACUGAUCAACCAGCAGCGAGGUGCAAAGAAAUUGCCCUUCGAGAGUGAAGAGGCCAAGCGCUUGAACGAGGACAUCUUUGAGACCAUCUAUUUCGGAGCCUGUGAGGCCUCCUGCGAGUUGGCCGAAGUGAAUGGGACCUACGAGACCUAUGAGGGCUGCCCGGUGAGCCAAGGCCAGCUGCAGUUCGACAUGUGGGGCGUGACGCCCAAGAGUGGGCGCUGGGACUGGACUGAGUUGAAGCAGCGCAUCGCCCAGAGUGGGCUGAGGAACUCGCUCCUCGUGGCGCCCAUGCCGACGGCCUCGACGGCGCAGAUCUUGGGGAACAACGAGUCCUUCGAGCCCUACACGCAAAACCUCUACGUGCGUCGUGUGCUGUCGGGCGAGUUCGUCCAGGUGAACCGACACCUGCUGAAGGAUUUGAUCGCCCAUGGCCUUUGGAACGAGGAGCUACGCACGCAGCUGAUCGCACAGAACGGGAGCGUGCAGAAGUUGGAUUUGCCUGCAGAGAUGAAGGAGCUCUAUAAGACUGUCUGGGAGAUCAAGCAGAAGGUGGUGGUGGACAUGGCCGCGGAUCGUGGGGCCUACAUCGACCAGUCCCAGUCCCUGAACAUUCACAUGAUCGAUGCGACCACCUCGAAGCUCAGCUCGAUGCACUUCCACGGCUGGCACCGGGGCUUGAAGACCGGCAUGUACUACUUAAGGACGAAGGCGGCCGCGGAUGCCAUCAAGUUCACGGUGGACGUGAAGAAGUUGAAGCCUGAAGAGGAAUCCAUCAAAGCACCAAGAUGCAACGACGAGCGUGGCACUGAAGGCAGAAGCUCCGAAGUAUUCUUGUGUCGGAUGCAGCAGGGAUCGCUGCGGCCGAGGGAACUCAGAGAAGUGAUGCUGACCCAUAGCCACCUGGUGCCCAAAGCAGAACUGGCGGCCACGAGUUCCCUUCCCUUCGCGGCCACAUCCGAGCUUUUGCUCGAGAGCGAAAGGCGGCAGAUGAGGCGCAAGGGAGUGGAGCGCCAGGGAGUGGAGUCGGGCUCGUCAAGUGAGGCUCGUCAACAGGUGGAAGAGGAAGAGCGGACCACCGAUGGGCUGGUUGAUCCAUUGCAGGACCACGACUUCUGGCCCGACUCGGACGAGGUUGAUCCUUAUGCCUUGAAGGUGGCGAUCGAGAGGGUGAAUCAUCUGCUUGAUCUGCUUCAGGACGAUGAGUCCUAUGCCCCCGGGCGUGAAGAGGAGCUGGUCGAUGGAUGUGGGGCGAUGGCAACCAACGAGCUGAAACGUGACGACCCGGGUAUCACAUCGACGUGCGACGACCAGUCCUCCACCGGCUCAGGGAACCGCUGGGCGUUCCGGCACGAGGCUUGGCCUACGAUGUUGAAGAGCCUCAAGGAAUCGCCGGAGCCGCUCCAAACGUCUGCGAUGUCGACGCCGGUGCCCUCCGUGCGCUCCGUGCGCGUGAGCCUGUUGAGCGGCCGCACCGUCGAGCUGGACGCCGAGGAUCAGCUCGUGCUGCAGCUUCUGCGGCGCGCGGAGGCCGCCUUCGGCCGCCCUUUGGAGUGUCUUCUGGACCGCGGCCGGCCCCUGGAACCCCAUGCACGCCUCACGGAGCCAUGCCACGAGAACGUGGAAUGCUUGGAGCUGACGGCAGUGGCCAAGGGCGCACAGCUGGUAGGACAUCGGAGGGCACUGGGCUUCGCCUACCUACGUCCGGACGGUGAGCUGGUCGGCUGGGGCUGCGGACCCCGGCGGCGCGUCAGCGGAGUGAGGCAGGUGGCGGUGUCUGAAUGCAGUUUUGCCGCCAUCCGCGUGGAUGGAAGCCUCACCACUUGGGGAUGUCCUCACUUCGGGGGCGACUGCCGAAACGUGCAGGAGCAUUUGCGAGGCUUGGUGCAGAUCCAAUCCUCCUGCUGUGCGUUCGCCGCGCUGCAGGAAGAUGGUAGCGUCCUGGGCUGGGGGCAUCCCUCCCUCCCCUGGUCAGCUCGGCCAGAAGACGUGGUGGCGAUCCAGGCCUCGUCGCACGCCUUUGCGGCGCUCCUGAAAAAUGGGCGUGUCAUGACCUGGGGGAACAAAGACUAUGGCGGAGACUGCUCAGGAGUUGAAGAUCAGUUGGUGGACGUCAACGCCAUCCAAGCCUCCGCUGGUGCCUUUGCAGCCCUUUGUGGCCCUGAGAAGCGUGUGGUCACCUGGGGCAGCGCUGACUACGGCGGCGAGUGCGGCGAGGAGCUGAAGAACAUCCACUGCCUCCAGUCAUCCGCUCGCGCCUUUGCAGCCUUGGAGGCCGGUGGAGGCGUGCGCUGUUGGGGCGAUCCCCACUGCGGUGGCGUGGUACCGAAGGACGUGCAGGAGCAGCUGAUAGACGUGAUCGCCCUCCAAGCCGCUCCCCGCGCCUUCUGCGCCCUGCGCCGCAACGGCACCGUGAUCACCUGGGGCGACGCCGCCGGCGGCGCCGGCGAUUCGCCCGUCCUGCCGUCGCCGGUGGUGGCGGUGCAGGCGACGGCGCGGGCCUUCGCGGCGCUGUUGCGGGAUGGACGGGUGAGCAGCUGGGGCCACAAGGACUGUGGCGGUGACUGCAGUUCAGUGGCGCAUGAGCUCUUCCGGGUGCGAGAAAUCCAAGCUUCCACCGGCGCCUUCGCAGCGCUGCGGCAGGAUGGGCGCGUCGUCACGUGGGGGUCCAAGGAGUUCGGUGGCGACAGCAGCGCGGUGCAGCAGAUGCUGCUGGAUGUGCAGGUGGUGCAAGCCUCCAGGUCUGGAUUUGCCGCACUGCGGGAGGAUGGGAAUGUGGUGAUCUGGGGCCCAGACUGUGCCCGAGCUGCGAAGUGGUUUCGCGCGUGGCAAGGUGAUGGCGCUCACUUCCUCAACCACCAGACCCUUUGCCUCUCCGACUCUGAACGCUGA
This is a messenger RNA of Durusdinium trenchii, 5592 nucleotides long. NCBI's taxonomy places the organism in Eukaryota, Dinophyceae, Suessiales, Symbiodiniaceae. The record is from the annotation of a GenBank genome assembly.